CGAGCUACGGUCCCAUUGAGCCCGUGCGCCGCGCGCGACCUUCGCACGACCUUGGGGCACAUAGCACAAAAAGGAAAGAUCAGCGCUAUGUUGUUUACCAUCCUAAUCUACCUGGUGUACUACAUGGUGUACACCAUUCUGUUGGCGAUCGCCGGCCUCUGGUGCUUCGAGGAGUGUGUGCUGACAGAAGAGGAGGAGUACGAUUUUGUAACGCACCACCGAGCCUUGCCGUACUGAGCAACGAACCUUGCCGGCAAUCACGGCUGCAUUACGCACGGGUCCUGUUAAACUGAGCAACGAGUACGGCUCAACUGAGUACUGUGUGCUGAUCAAACGAGCAACCCUUCUGAGCGACGCACUGUCCUGUGAUCCCGGCUGCUUCAAUGUACUGAGCUGCCGAAUACAGUGACGACUUGCAGCCAGCAAAUUGUGGCCGUGUUUCGGCAGACAGUGAUAGGAUUUAAGUGGCGUGUGAGUGUCCAGUGAUUUUAAAACGAUAAAAGUGAAAAGUGGUACAAAAUAAACUAACAAAAUGACGGGUUUCGUGAAAAUCGCCAUCGACGAUUACUACUCGGACAACAAUUGGACGACCAUAAUAAACAAGUACUGGAUGCUGGCAGAGCGAGUAUCAGAUCCCCGAGUACAAGGAUGGUUUCUGUUCGACACGCCCCUGCCGACCCUGGCCAUGGUUAUCGCCUACCUCGCCUUCGUGCUGGUAGCGGGCCCGCUCUGGAUGACCAACAAGAAGCCUUUCAGCAUACAGAACAUUCUAGUGGCUUACAACGCUGGACAGGUUUUACUGUCAUUGUAUAUGUUUUAUGAGCACCUUGCAUCAGGAUGGUGGGGUGAUUACAGUCUUGCUUGCCAACCUGUAGACUACAGUGACAGUGAUAAAGCCAGACGGAUGCUUCACCUCUGCUGGGUCUAUUAUUUCUCCAAGCUGUCGGAGUUUGCUGACACGAUAUUCUUUGUGCUACGGAAGAAGAAGAGUCAAAUCACCUGGCUGCAUCUCUACCACCACGCGCUCACUCCCUUCGAAGCUUGGUUACUCGUUAAAUUUAUCGCUGGUGGUCACGGAACAUUCUCGAACGUGGUGAACAACUUGGUGCAUGUGAUCAUGUACAGCUACUAUAUGACAGCGGCCUUGGGCCCGCAGUACCAUAAAUACCUCUGGUGGAAGAAACAUCUCACCACCCUGCAGCUUGUGCAAUUUUUCAUGGUGCUGUUCCAUUCAAUAAGCGCAUUGCUAUAUGAUUGUGGAUAUCCCAAGCUCAUCGCCUCCGGUCUCAUCUUACAUUCAACAAUCUUUAUUGUAUUGUUCACGAACUUCUACAUGCAUGCCUACAAGAAGGACAAGGCGAAGCCAAUAGCAGUGAACAACAACAAUAAGGGUGAAGGAAAUAGUGAGGAUAUCAAAACAAGUGAACAUAACGGACAUGUCAAAGUAAAUGGUCAUAUCUGUAAUGGAGUGAAUGGACACAUAGGAAAUGGUUACAGUAACGGUAAACUCUCUAAUGGUCUAACAAAGGCUAGUUUACAAGAAUCACAUGAUGUAUCACUUUAUCAAACGAAUGGAACAAGCAGCGUUAACGGCCAUAUUCUAAACAGUAGUACAGAGAAAGAAAAAGUGCAGUAGUUCAUUUGUUUUCUUGUAGAAAUUACGAUUAAGUCACAAUAAUUGUCACAAUGUAAUAAGUGUAAUUAAUUUUGUAUAUCUUAAUUAUUAAUAUUAAGCCAGUUGCUAGAGGCUGUUAAUUUUUAAUGUUUCUUUUGUACCAAACAGACGAAAGCUAAUUUCCAAAUGUUCAAUAAAUCGACACUCUGCUUAAAUAAUCGAUCUAUUUGACGAAAGGUUUAACAAGAUGUAACAAUUCCCUUUUCAUUGGUUGUAUUUUCAGUAUUAAAACAACUCAUUAAAAUUGCAAUUAGAUACAAACAUGAAGCGCUUUCAUUUUAGUUAGUAAUUAUAGUUAUUACAGAGAAGAAAGCGCUUCAAUGAUGUUAUUCUAAUUAUUAAUUGCCAGCGCGGCGGCUGCAGCCUGCACGGCACAUAUGAUACCAUCUCAAACUAAAUGUAUUAUGAUAUUCAAACUUUGUGGCCGCUCGUUUGUAAACUACGUACAGGAAAGCGCGCAGAUAUUAUCCCCGAUAAUCUUAAGUCACAUACGUUCAAUUUAAACCGAAAACUCGAACUGUUCAGUUAAAACUGUGUGUGUAGUCUUAAUUUUACUUAACAAUUCAACUGCCAUUUAAAUUGUUGCCUACGCACACAGUUCCAACUGCACAGUUCGAAUGUUACGUCUAAACUGUCAGGCCUAAACGUUGGUAGCGGGAUUAAGUGAAUCUAGGUCAUCUGCGCGCUACGUACUACGCCUCUCCUGUUUCACUUAAAUUUGUGUUUUACACAGCGUGCGAUGUUCUGAGCUGUCAUAAAGUUUGAAUAGCACUGUACAUAAAUUCCAAAUUGACUUUGAAGAUAUAGUUUGAGGAUAACUUACCUGUUGUUAAAUUUUAACGCGAGUCUAUUACACAGAUCAAAGUUUUCUCUCAUUGUACAAAUAACGAUUUAUAAUAAAUGAUAACAUGUACAUAGUUAUGAUAAGUUAAUAACAUUU
This is a messenger RNA of Papilio polytes (common Mormon), 2615 nucleotides long. Its product is annotated as elongation of very long chain fatty acids protein 7-like. The record is from RefSeq and is a predicted model, not a curated record. Gene Ontology annotation, biological process: fatty acid elongation, saturated fatty acid; fatty acid elongation, polyunsaturated fatty acid; sphingolipid biosynthetic process. Gene Ontology annotation, molecular function: fatty acid elongase activity. NCBI's taxonomy places the organism in Eukaryota, Metazoa, Arthropoda, Insecta, Lepidoptera, Papilionidae. The transcript is spliced from 9 exons. Gene Ontology annotation, cellular component: endoplasmic reticulum membrane. The coding region runs from base 533 to 1636 and encodes 367 amino acids.